AGAACGCGACCUGCCAAGCUGCCUGUGGAAGCCGAUCCAUUCGGUCGAUGAAGGAUCCAUGUUGAAGAAUUACCGCUGGUGCUGCACGACGUUCGAACAUUUUCCCAAAGUUUGCUGACGACGCGUGGAAAACUAUCGAAUCCCGCCGAGUGUAUCUCUUCUUUCUCGCGACGAGAGAGAGAGAGAGGGAGAGAGAGAGAGAGAGGGAGAGAGAGAGAGAGAGAGAGAGAUAGAGAGAUAGAGAGCGUUCGAACGCGAUAACCUCUCUGUCGAUCGACCAUGGAGGGUCGAGAAAGUGUGUUCUCUCGAGCCCAACCGAGCAGAAGCUCGGUUCGAUCGCAAAGCGAGCGGCAGAGCCUCGAGACGCCGAACGUCGCGACGACGGAGAACAAGCAACGUCAGAUCGGUGGAUACCGUUCCGCGAACAGAGAACCGACGAGUCUCACCUCGGCCCCCGGCAGGUACGUGGCGACAGCUCGUACACCGAUGGACAAUUUGAAGCAGUGGGAGUUGGUGGAGCACGAUCAUCGUCUCCAAGUGAUAGAAAAGGGAAGCAUGGCGAAUCCUUCGUCGAAGGCUGGUGUCGUCAAACGUUCACCGAGCGUCGCCGGCAACGACGCGACAUCGAUCGCCGGUAGAAAGGUUGCCGCGAUCGAAGCGAGCCUCGAGGAGAAAUUGAAGGCGUUCAGAAACUCGAACAUCGUUCAGCCUAUCGCGGUUCGUCCUCGACGCGAUGACGAUCGUUCCGACAGCGACGCCAAGCUUCCGGUUAAACUCGAACUGAUCCUGAAACAGCGAAAAGCUUCGGGCGCAGAGAGUACGGAUAUGCUUCAACGAUUGGAGCAGCAGGUCAAGGCCAUCGAAAUGGACACUCUCGCAGCCAGAACGCGCCAGUUGGAGAUCAGCUCGGAUUUCGAGCCAGAAAUUCUAUACACGGACCUUCGAUACAGGGAACACGAGGAUCUACUUCGAAACGUGACGGAUGACGAAGCCGAGGGGGCCUCUCCGUUGCAUCGAGGAGACGCGACGAGGAACUCGACGGGAAACGCGGGUGUUACAACGAAGAAAGCCACGACGAAAUUAUCAAGGACAGCCUCGGACACGAGGCGAGCACAGGAAGCGGAAGUGCCCCUUCGAGCGCAGACUAGGAUGGUGCAGCAAGCGCGUGCGUUCGUCGCGGCACGGGCCAACAACAACGCGAAGAAAGAUCAACGGCUGCAACAACGGCGACAAACCAAUGCGGUUAACAACGCGAUCAAACCGUCGUCAGACAUCAUGCAGAAGAGUGGCAUAAAUGAGAAGGAGACAGGGGAUGGCGUGGGAGUGUCGAGUAGCGGUGGUCGACUCUCGUCUCGAAGUCGGACGUCGGAGGAGCCCCACAUCGGCAAGUACAAAUUACUCAAAACAAUCGGCAAGGGUAACUUUGCCAAGGUAAAGCUUGCCAAGCACGUGCCUACCGGGAAAGAAGUGGCUAUUAAAAUCAUCGACAAGACUCAAUUAAAUCCCGGUAGUCUUCAAAAGCUGUUCCGCGAAGUAAGAAUAAUGAAGAUGCUCGACCAUCCGAACAUAGUGAAGCUUUUCCAAGUAAUCGAGACCGAGAAAACAUUGUACCUGGUAAUGGAGUACGCUAGCGGUGGUGAAGUUUUCGACUACUUGGUUUUGCACGGUCGAAUGAAGGAGAAGGAGGCUAGAGCAAAGUUCCGGCAGAUCGUCUCUGCCGUGCAAUACUGCCAUCAAAAGAAGAUCAUUCACAGGGACUUAAAGGCGGAAAACUUGCUACUCGACAGCGAGAUGAACAUCAAAAUCGCAGAUUUCGGUUUCAGCAAUGAAUUCACUCCGGGCAAUAAGUUGGAUACCUUCUGCGGUUCACCUCCUUACGCAGCACCCGAACUUUUCCAGGGUAAAAAGUACGACGGGCCCGAAGUAGACGUUUGGUCGUUGGGAGUGAUAUUGUACACAUUAGUGUCCGGAUCACUGCCCUUCGACGGUUCGACGCUGAGAGAACUGAGGGAACGAGUACUACGAGGAAAAUAUCGAAUACCGUUUUACAUGUCCACGGAUUGCGAAAACCUGUUGAAAAAGUUUUUGGUGCUCAACCCGACGAAACGGGCCUCCCUAGAGACUAUUAUGAAAGACAAAUGGAUGAACAUGGGAUAUGACGACGAUGAAUUAAAACCGUACUUAGAACCUGAACCUGAUUAUAAAGACCACAAGAGGAUAGGUGAGUCUGCCAAGGCCCUGGCUAGUAUGGGGUACACGAGAAGCGAAAUAGAAGAUUCCUUAGGACAGGCAAAGUACGAUGACGUAUUCGCCACGUACUUACUCUUAGGAAGAAAGACAACCGAUCCUGAAUCCGACGGCUCGCGGUCAGGCAGUUCAUUGUCGCUGCGCAACAUUCCACCGCAAGCUGGUUCGGGAGGCGGCGGCGGCGGAGGAGGAGGUGGCGGAAGCGGCGGAGGCACAGGUGGCGCUGUGCAGAGUCCGUCGCAUAGAGGUGUUCAUAGAAGUAUUUCCGCUAGCAACCCAAAACCAAGUAGACGAGUCUCGUCCGGUCUUGAAACGCUUCGAGCAGCACCAAGUCCAGGAAACGCAACGAACCAUAAUCACGCGACUGCUACGACUGGUGGAACAGUGACUGGUGGCAGCGGUAGUAAUUUUAAGAGACAAAAUACCGUGGACGCGGCCACCAUCAAGGAGAAUACCGCUCGUGUUUCCGCGAGUCGACCUUCGGCUCCUAAAAACAGUCCUGGCCAAUUAGAUACUAUGACAAUGUUCAUUCUAGGCGUGGGUACAAGUCCCGGUGGUAGGGCAUGGGCAGGCAAGAGCAAUACGAUGAACGCAGGGGUAGGUGGUGGUCGGCCUCUUACCUCACCUGCCCCUGGUUCUGUUGGUCGACGUAGUACCAUCUCCUAUGAUCAAGCGAAAACGUCCUCCUCGUCUACCGAAAGAACCAACGACGCACCCAGCCUUGGCGAGGGCACUAGACCAACGCGGGGUCACACCAAGUCUGCGAGCAUCAGCGCAGGUCACCGUUCCUCGAGUGGCGUACCCCCCAGCGACCAUUCACUACUGGACCCUCAACCACGCAACGCCCACAACUCCUUACUCGCCACUGCUGACCCUCUUAGACAGAGCUCAGACUGUCGAAGCUUGUUUUGCAAGACGUACAAAGAUCGCUUGUGCAUUAUCUACUUUUACAACCGCCCCCUUGAACCUCACGGAAGAAUUCGCGUGAAAAUUUGGGUGUAUCUCCAAGCAAUAGACUGGCAACGCCUACAACACCGGCAUUUCCGAGAAAUGUCCCAAGCCGUAGUACGUUCCAUUCUGGCCAGAACAGAGCUCAGCGAAAUCAUACUCAGGGUCAUACGCAUACACAGGACACAAAUGCAAUUAGUCCAUUAGCAAGACCGUCCUUCUUCUCCAAGUUAUCCUCGAGGUUCUCCAAACGGUUUUCUAAGUGAAGGCUGAAGUCUCGCCUUGUUUCCCUCGAGCCGAAAUGAGAGCGAGCCGCACGCUGAAUAUCAAGCAACGGCAAUAUACAGACAUUUUACCGGCACAGUAAUUAAAGUCCGAUCGACCGGCCGACUAUAACUUCUAACAUUAGCGUAUUCCUAAUUAUUUUCUUUUCUUUCUGUCUUCGUUUGUCUGAUAAUAAUUUUUACUUAGAUUUUGUAUCAAAGACAUAUAUUGAGAAAUGGUUAAAACUUCGUAGCGAUGAUACACCGUAAAUUCGAGGAAAUAUAUUGGAUAUCGAUAAUUUUUUAAACUCGCUCGUCGAUCGUUUCGCGAGCAAAAUUCUCCGCAGUAGAACCACGCAAUUUUAUUCGUCACUUAGUUACGCCAACACGCUGCAACCAUCUCUUUAUUCGAUCUCUUGUUAUUAAUCGCUCAUUUUCAAAUCCGAGAGAACGAGAGAACAGCUAACACACGUUAUCGUGAUAAUAACCGAGCGUUACGGAAUUGUAUCGACUCUUCGUUCUUUGUUUCUCCAUUUCUUAUCAGUGUCUGUUCCUUUCUUCUAUCGAUAUCCAAAAUAUUUGUUGUCUUACGUCGGAAAUAAACGCGAAUUAUGUUUAAGUUUGCAAUUGUCAAAUUUCCAUUCGAUGCUGAAUGCAAGACAGACUCGACUGAAUCAUCAACUAUAAGAAAAUUCUUAUAUCGAUUCUUUUGUUUAACAGAGAAUGCAUUUUUUUUUUUUUUUUUUUUUAUACGAAUGUACAUGUAUGUCGCAAUAUACAUAUGCGUGUAAUUUAUGUAAAUAUAUGACAUAUAUAGUUUCAUACAUUUCAUGAUAUAUAGUUUCAGUAUUGGCAUUCGUAAAGUAUUUUGUACAGCUUCUUAACGUAACGAUGGAAAUAAAUUAUAUCCCACAAAAUGGAAAAGGAACCGAGAACAGUUCAAUGAAUCAUCGAACGUACAAGAAUUCGUCGCCGAAUUCUCAAAGAAUCGAUAUCAGACACGUUGCACCUCUUUAUCGGCUAACAAGCAGCUUUCGCAUUCGUUAUUUUAUAUUCGUUGUAUUCCCUUUUUACAUUUGACAUUCUUAUCCUAUCUAACGUUCGUGCUUCGCACUCCGUUGUUGCGAAUCGGUCGAUCCGAACCCAUCGAUACGCGAUGCAUUUUCUUACUUCUAUUCCGAAUCGCUACGAAACACGAUGUAACGUAUAUCAUCAAAGGCAUUCCAUUGUAUUUUCUCCUUCGCAUGCCUUUUUUUUUUUUUUUUUUUUUUUUUUUUUUUUUUUUUUUUUUUUUUUUUUUUUUUUUUUUUUUUUUUUUUUUUUUUUUUUUUUUUUUAACAUACUCGCCGUAUCGAAACGGCAACCAUCCGUUGCUCGUCGACGUAUUUAUCCUGGAAAUUCAGAUUUCCUUCAGACACCUUCGAAUUUCGAAUUCCAGCUCGAUACUCGAGUUCGAGUUGUGCAAACGAACAGCAAACUGUUCCGUUGCGCUGAUAUGCAUUUUCUUCCUACCGCUGAAACACUUUAUUUAGCGAAGAAAUAUUAAUAGUAAUAAUUACGAUAACAAACUGACGAGGAAAAUGAAAAGAGAAAAAGGAGAAAAAGAGCAAAGCGACAUCAGGCUUUGCAUUUCUUUUGCAUUGAAGCAAUACGAUAUUGUUUCGUAAUUGAUCUCAGUACUAAGCAAGUGCGAGGCAAAAAUGAAGGAAUAAAGAAAAGGUCAAGUUUUAAAACAAUGGGUUAUCUCUAGUGUCCAAGAGAAACGCAACUUUUGUUAAAAGAAAAGAAAGGGGAGGGGGGGAAAAAAAGAAAGAAAAUGUCGAAGAUUUAAAACGAACAAGACUCGAACGGUUUGUUCCAUAUUUUUAUAUGCGAUAUUAUCCUGUCGCAAUUGAUGUAGUAUGCUAGUUAGUUAAUUUAGUAAAAUCAUAUACAAUUUAUUUUUUAUGGUAAUCGCGAUUUAACAGAAAAUUACCUGUUCUUCAAACGUCAUUUUUUUAACGCAACAAUGUUUCACGUCCGAUAAUACGAACUCGUAAACUUGGAAAUCGUUUUUCCAUUACGAUCGAUGUCAUAUUUUUGCGAAUACCUAUUUGUUUUAUAACUUGUACGAGAGAUACGUAAGCAAACCAGAAGAACGGAGCAAACAGUAUCCUAUAUUUAAAUACAAGCGUCCUCUUUGUCAGAUAAUUGUCAGGUAAUUGAUCGUCUAAAUGGUCUCGAAUAUUGCGUAAACCAGAUCAUUGUCGAAACUGCGUGCCUUCCUCUUUUCGAUGUUAUACAAUUCAUGCGUAUUUUUACUAUAAAAAAAAAAGAAAAGAAAAGAAAACGAGAAAAAGGAAAGAAAAAAGAGAAAAAGAGAACGAUGAAACGAGUACGAAACCUAUGCACUAGUUUUUCAAGCAUCGAUACAAAUUUCACACAGUCCGAUGAAAAUGCGUAAUAUGUACAUACCGAACGAUACAAUAACUACCAUUAUUUACAAAAGAGAAAGUAAGAGAGUAAAAUAAAGAUUUGUAAUACGUUGUGGUGUAAGCGAAGAAAGAAAAGGAUCAUGUGACGAAAGUGGGUGCCUGAUCGAGCGAACGAGCGAGAGAAUGAAUGAAGAAAGGCCUCGGGUGAAUUUAACGAUUAAAACUGUCGAAAGUCUUUUCCUUUUGUCACGAGUUUUCGUCGAUCGAACGACGUUACUUGCUGGUAUACAAAAGUACUUUUUCACGCGUCAAUUCCAACGUUUUUCUUAAAUCAAAGAACAGUUCAUCGUGAUUAAUCAUCGAUCGAAAAUUUCCUUUAUUAUUCUUUUAUUAUAGUUACUCUACCUAACUUGGUCAUUUUCCAUAUUAUACGACACGCGUUCGUGUCAAAUGGAAAGAAAACGUUCGGUUCCAUUGAAAAAUUCUUUAGAUUCCGGCGAUGGAGAAGAAAAAUUGAUAACGCAUUGCCGAGAUCACCAAGUAGAUUGCUAGUUUACGCGCACGGGAGAAAGAUACAGGAAAUGGAAUUUAAGCGUCUCGAACUUGUCGUGUAUAUUGUAAUACGUAUAAAGAUAGGAGGGAUAUAAAGGAAAAGAGAAAUGACACCAACAACGCAAGAUUUUAUACGCAAGAUUUACGAAUAUAGCACAUCUGUAAAUGAUAUUAAACGCUCUUUGCUGCACUCCAGCUCCCAUCCAACUGUUUAAACGUCUGGCAUUUUUCUUUUCUCUUUUUUUCUUUUUUCUUGAUUUUUCCCCCCUUUCGUCGAUGGAUCUUUGACCGAGAACCGAUCACUUUCAUGGAUCUAUCUGAAAGGCGUUUACUUUAGAUCUUUACGAUACGGAGGGCAGUAAAUAGCUAAUAGAAAGUGAAUAGAAAUAUUAUUUAAAAUAAUUUUAAGAAGCAAUAAUAGUAAUAAUUUCAUAUUAAUAAAUAUGUUAAAACUGCCUUAUA
Bombus pyrosoma is the source of this 6886-nucleotide messenger RNA. RefSeq names its product serine/threonine-protein kinase MARK2-like. The transcript is spliced from 15 exons. Gene Ontology annotation, cellular component: cytoplasm. Bases 280 to 3402 code for a protein of 1040 amino acids. The record is from RefSeq and is a predicted model, not a curated record. Gene Ontology annotation, molecular function: protein serine/threonine kinase activity; tau-protein kinase activity; ATP binding. Gene Ontology annotation, biological process: microtubule cytoskeleton organization; protein phosphorylation; intracellular signal transduction. NCBI's taxonomy places the organism in Eukaryota, Metazoa, Arthropoda, Insecta, Hymenoptera, Apidae.